AUGACGCAGGCCAGCUCGCCAUCUGCAGCAGGUCAUUCAUCGCUCAAGCAGCGGCAUUUAAGUCAUCUCAAUUCGCAACUUGCGCAGCUCCACGCGAAUUUAUCGGAUUUUACCGAUCUUAUAAAUACCACCUGUGUUCAGUAUAAACUGAUUCAGAGAUUGGGGGUGAUGCAUGGGUCGUUAUUUAUGGCCAGCCAUACUGUUUUUGAGAAUGACCAGGCAGAAUAA
Molecule: messenger RNA, 228 nt
Organism: Meyerozyma guilliermondii ATCC 6260
Lineage: Eukaryota; Fungi; Ascomycota; Pichiomycetes; Serinales; Debaryomycetaceae
Gene: HSK3
Product: Hsk3p
Exons: 1
Coding region: 1-228 (75 amino acids)
Biological process (GO): attachment of spindle microtubules to kinetochore
Cellular component (GO): DASH complex
Source: RefSeq, a predicted model, not a curated record